Molecule: messenger RNA, 3120 nt
Organism: Melospiza melodia melodia
Lineage: Eukaryota; Metazoa; Chordata; Aves; Passeriformes; Passerellidae
Product: protein Lines homolog 1-like
Exons: 7
Coding region: 1676-2911 (411 amino acids)
Source: RefSeq, a predicted model, not a curated record
GGUCUCUGCGCUGUGCGGAUGCCGAGCUGGUGGCUGGGCGGGAGGCCUCGGCCGCCCUCAGCCCGGCAGGCCGGGGCUGUGAGGGCUCGGAAGGAGCGGCCGCUCCGUGCUCGCUCUGUCACCCCGAGUGUCGCGGUUCCGAUGAGCUCCCAGCGCUGCCGGGGCCGGUGAGGGGGGUCCGGGUCCGGGUCCGCUCCUGCCGGCGCGGUCUGAGGGCGCCUGGCAGAACUGCAACCAAAGCGUCCGGCGUGCUGAGGUGUCACAGUGAACAGGGAUUGCGCUGCUCAGGUUGUUUGCAAAGUCUGGAAGGAAAUGACACGAAUUUAGAGGCGUUCACAGUAUUUCAGCACUGAGCAGAAGCUUAUUUAUUGCGAGAUGAGCCUACGAAAUCAUUGCGGGUACAAGGAGUCCAAAGUGUAUUUUAUUCCUUAAACGCUAUGAUUAUAAACCGAUCCAGCGGCUUCAGAUUCAUACCCAAAAGUCAUGGGCUGAGGUUUCAUUUAGCUUUACCAGAUUCAAUUUUAUAAUGAAACUAGGAUGGGGUUUUGGAUAGUUUUUUCUAGAAAAAAGGGCCUUUAAGGUCAUCCCAUUCCACCCCGGCCCUGGCAGGGACGUGUUCGAGUAUCCCAGGUUGCUCCAAGCCCUGUCCAGCCUGGCCUUGGGCACUGCCCGGAUCCAGGGGCAGCCACAGCUGCUCUGGGCACCUGUGCCCAGGCCUGCCCACCCUCACAGGGAACAAUUCCUUCCUAAUUUGACUGAACUAACAUUGUUGAUAGCACGUUUUCUUUUUUUUUUUUUUUUUUUUGUUUAUUUUAACUAACACAAAUGGCUUAUAUCGACACACAGGAACUCAGGGAUAUAAGUGAAGAGGCAUAAGUUUCUUCCCUCAUUCUGUUUGCAGCUCCACUUGACUUUGGUUUUGAUUUUAAAGCAUUAUUAAUGAUGAAAGUAACAUACAAACCCCCUUUUUUUGUUUGUUUCUUAUGUUCUGGGUAGUUUUCCUUUCUGUCUUUUAUGUGAUUAGUCUAUAUAUAAGGUUUUUAGAACUGUUCCUGUUUAUGCAGGAGUCUGGCUCUGUGAGGCAUUGCCUUAAUUGGUUUUUAGAUGCUGUCGUGAGUAACUCAGAUAAAUAAUACAAAUCAGGGUUGGAGUUUGUCACUGCUUUUCUUUGCUCUUCAGCUUUGAGCUUUUCACUCUCGUGCUGUGUCUGAAACAAAUUUAGUCCUUGUCUGAUAUUUUCUCCCUCUUUGAAGUAAAUGCCUUCAAAAUAAGCCCCCUCACUUUUCAUUUCCUUCAAUGGCUUACGUUUGUGCGCUGUUGUCAUGUGUGAGUGAGACAUAUCUUGGAGAUGCUUUUGUAAAGUUUGCAGAUUAAUGGUGGGACACAAAUGUGCUCUGGGAGGAUGCAGGAGGGCACAGCCAGCACCAUGUGGUGCAGGUGGAAUCCCACAGUGGGUGUCCUAGAAAAGUUCUGACUCCCUUCUGCCUUAACCACCCUGCUGGAUCGUGUGGAUUUGUGCAUGAGAUCUCUUCAUCUACCACACGAGGUGACUUAGAAGAGAAAUGCCCAGUGUGCUCCUGUUUCUGUGACUGGAUUAAAGUGACCUGGAAGCUGAUUUGCAGUGAGCAAUCAGUGAAGCCACACAGGAUUUUGUGGAAUAUUGCAUGAUCUCAUCAUGAAGAUCUCUCUCCUGCAGCAGAUGUAUAAGGAUGUCCUGGCAGGCAUUCCCCUAGCAAGGGAAAGCCAUCAUUAUUCCUCUUUAAUUAAUCUGUGUGUGGAGCAGCCACCAGAAGGAGAUGGAUCCUGUCAUCAGCAGCAUCUGCCAUCUUCUGCUGGUGGCACUGGGAGCCAUCAGGACUCUGAUAUGUCAGAUGUUGUCCCUGCAACAGAUGAUUUAUCCAGGAGCUUUGCAAACAUGAGCUCCUCGUUCUGCCCACGGGAGGUGAUGCUGCUCCAGCUCACCCUGAUCAAAAUGAUGGUGGCCAAAGCAGAGUCCCAGGAGAUUGAGCUCCACACGAGACAGAAGUACUGUGAAAUCUUUGUUCUUCUUCUGAAGGAGGCAAAAAUUGACUCAAAAUUGAUUCACCUGCUGGGUUCUGAUGAUCGGCUGUUAUCUCACAUGGCCUCACAAAGUUUGGCAUCUCUUGUGUAUUUCCAGCUGAAGGAAGAGGACGCUGUGAACGUGCCGUGGCUGCGCUUCAGCCUGGCCGCGCUGCUGGGGCUCCCCGGGAGCGCGGGGGUGCCCGCUUGCCUGUGGACCCUGGCGGCGAUUCUCAAGGAGACGCGGAAGGACGCGCCCGCAGCCCGAGCAGGUGCUCUGAAGAAGCUGUUGGCUCCUCUUGAUGCAGUGCUUGAAGGAUUUUAUAAUGCCAUCCUGCUCCAUCAUUUUGACAGUCACCACUACACUUCACCUUAUUCUGAAGCUGCAAACAAUCUGAUCAGUUUUAUAGAUCUGCUUGAAGCACUUUUGGUUUCCAGAACUGAACUGGAAUUACCAUUCAGGUGCCAGAGAAUUUUAUUUUUGAAAGUCUCUUAUGUCCUCACUGUUAUUAGCUCAUCGAUUCCUUAUGUAAUCAAGAAGAAAUUCAUUUUGCUCCUUAAAAAAUGUGUCCUUUGCAAGUCUAGAGAAGAUGCUAAAGGUGGAUCACAGUUCUUACAAACCCCAUCUUUGUGUGAGGAUAUGCUUGCACUGAGUAAUGUUGUUCUGCAGGUUGUGAAUUUGACUUGGCUUAAUCAGAUCCCACUCAGUGGGAAGUCCAGCUACUUUGGAAGCAGUGAAACUGCUCCUGGACAUGAUUCUCAAGGUGCUUCUGACCAAACUGUCCUCAGAGCCUUAAGUCUGGUUGUGCUUAAAGCACUGGAAUUCAAGAUUCACAACGCUGCAACAGAAGCAGAAAUCAAAGAUUCAUGACAUAAAAAUGAGUUUUUUAAUUAGAUUCAAACACCCCAACUGUCAAGAGGAAUUUCAAUCUGAAAAGAAUGGAGACUUUGAGAGCUCCAUGUCCCAGCUGCUGAUGUUCUGGAGGAGUCAUGGAAAGCCUUCCCCACACUCUCACCCAGCUGGGCAUCACUGUGAAUGGCUCUCCUUGGUUUUCAUGGAGCAGGAUGAUGACAUGUGGG